Molecule: messenger RNA, 1338 nt
Organism: Dufourea novaeangliae
Lineage: Eukaryota; Metazoa; Arthropoda; Insecta; Hymenoptera; Halictidae
Product: DNA polymerase delta small subunit-like
Exons: 6
Coding region: 1-1338 (445 amino acids)
Biological process (GO): DNA replication; DNA strand elongation involved in DNA replication
Cellular component (GO): delta DNA polymerase complex
Molecular function (GO): DNA binding
Source: RefSeq, a predicted model, not a curated record
AUGGAAAUUCAUUCACCUGUAGCAUAUAAUCGCGAAUCACUAGAAUUUGAAGAUUUUAAAAAAUUUGAACUUUCAUCUAAAAAUUUUGAGGAACAGUAUUCUAGUAUAUAUGUGGCAAGGUUGACAGCAUUAAGAUAUCACCUCUUGCAGAAAGUAAAGGUCAAAUGGGCCCAGUAUGAGGUUGUUACGUUAUCAGAACUAUGUGAAAAGAACGAAGGUAAUGAUUAUAUCAUAAUAGGCACAUUAUACAAACAUCAAGAACUAAAACCAUCAAUACUACGUGAACUCAGCGAAGAACUUCAAAUAACGACUCAAACUCCAAGAACGAAUUAUGCAGCCUUUAAGGACCUCAUUUUUUUGGAAGGCGAAACUUUACGUAUUAAACUGGUUGGCAGUCACAUGAAUAUUCAAAAUGUCGUUACUGGUAUUGUUUGUGCUGUACUUGGACAUGAACUGAAUAGUGGUGAAUUUUAUGUGGUAGAUUGGUGUUUUCCAGGAUGUAAUCUAAAACCGAUUGCACUCAAUAAGCCAUUAAAACAGUGUGGAAAAAUUUUAUUAAUAUCAGGUUUGGAUUUAGCAAAUAAUACACAGUCAUUAAGUUUAAAUCUCUUCUCUGAAUGGAUAAGUGGAAUGAUUGGCUGUACAGAGGUUCAGAGAGAAGUGGCAUCUAUUGUAUGCAUUAUUAUAGCAGGAAAUAGUGUAAGAGGAUCUAUAGAAGUAUACAAUCAUAAAGAAUAUUUUAUAACUAAAGCACACAAUGAGGCUAUAUUUAAAGAGGCUGCAGCGGUAACAUAUAAACUUGACAAUUUUCUUGCUUCUAUAGCACAAUGUUGCCCAAUAAUAUUAAUGCCUGGUGAAUUUGACCCAAGUUGUCAUGCAUUGCCUCAACAAUCACUUCAUCCUUGCAUUUUACCUCAGUGCUCCAGAUUGAAGAGAUUUUAUGGAGUCACCAAUCCAUGGUGUGGUCGCAUCAACUCUCGUAUUAUAGCUGGAUCCAGUGGUCAGCCCAUUUUGGACAUCAUGAACGUGUCUGGGCUUGCUAAUACUUCUCCAUUAACAUGGCUAGAAUGUACAUUAGAUUGGAAGCAUUAUGCACCGACUGCACCAGAUACUGUACCAGCUUAUCCAUAUUCCAAGAUUGAUCCAUUCAUUAUAACGGAAUAUCCUGACAUAUACUUUGCUGGUAAUAUGGACAAGUAUGACACCAAAUUAGUAACAGCAAAUGAAGGACAGACAAUAAGAGUAAUUUGCAUUCCAAAAUUUUCCGAAACACAAACAGCAGUGUUGGUUGAUUUACAGGAUUUAAGAAGUCAGCCUGUUUCUUUUAGCAUUAAUUAA